AUGGUGUUUGACGCUCGCCAGCUGCACGAGAAGUGCCAGGAGAUGCUAACUCACCUCCACAUUACCCUCGUGGACUUGACGAAGGCCUUUGAUACGGUGAAUCUCGAGGGAGUGUGGAAACCCACGCAGAAAUUCGGCUGUACUGAACGGUUCGCGCCACACGGUACGUCACCUCCACGACGGGAUGAUGACACGCGUCAAGGACAACGGCUCAAACUCCGAGUCACUUUUAGUGGUCAGUUGGAUUAAGCAUGGCUGCGUCUUCUUGCCUACCCUCUUCAUUCUCAUGUUCUCUGCCAUGCUGAUGGACGCCUGCCGUGAUGAGCGCCUGGGAUCCGCAUCGCUUACAGGACGGAUGGCCACCUCCGCAAUCCACGGCGGAUGUGCUUCCAGUCGCGUGUAUCCACAACCACAGUUUACGAACUUCUCUUCGCCGACGACUGCGCCCUCAACACCACCUCGGAAGAGGGUAUGCAAAGGAGCAUGGAUCUCUUCUCUGCCGCCUGCGAGAACUUCAGUUUAGCCAUAAACACGGAGAUGACGGUGGUCAUACACAAACCGCAACCCAACAGAACCCACAAUGCGUUGCAAAUCAUGGUCCACGAAACCCAAUUGUAAGUGGUGGACAACUUCCCUUACCUGGGCAGUACCCUUUCCCGCAGUACAGUACAGUAGCCCGCCGGAUUUUGAAGACCAGUCAAGCCUUCGACUGCCUUCAAAACACAGUUUAGAAUCAUCACGGUCUCCAGCUCAGCACAAAGUUGGAAAUGUACAAGGCCGCCAUCCUUCCGACGUUGCUGUAUGGAGCCGAGAAUUCGACGGUGUACACGAAGCAGGCACGCAUACUCAACCACUACCACCUCAGUGGUCUUCGCCGCAUCCUGAAUCUGAGGUGGCAGGAUCGAAUCCCGGACACUGAUAUACUGGAACGGACGGGAAUCAACAACAUCUACGCUAUUCUGAGACAACCGCAGUUUCGCUGGAGCGGCUAUCCCGUGCGGAUGGAUGACGAGGGGCUACCCAAACGAUUCCUCUAUGAAGACGUCGUCACUGGUUUCCGCCACCAAGGAGGCCAAAUGCGUCUUUACAGGGAUACUCUGAAGUCCUCCCUGAAACGCCCGAGACCGUAG
Messenger RNA from Spirometra erinaceieuropaei, 1130 nucleotides. The record is from the annotation of a GenBank genome assembly. Lineage: Eukaryota; Metazoa; Platyhelminthes; Cestoda; Diphyllobothriidea; Diphyllobothriidae.